AUGGGAACCAUAUUAGGAUUUCCGCGCAUGGGGCAACGGCGGGAAUUAAAAAGGAUGCUUGAAUCGUAUUGGAAAAACGAGAUAGAUGCACAGAGUCUUAUGCAAGAGAGUAGUGCAUUACGGCAAAAGCAUGUAUCCUUGCUUAUCGAUUCAGGGCUAAGUGAAAUACCUGUUAACGAUUUUUCAUUGUACGACCAUGUUCUAGAUAGCAUAGUGGGUUUUGGAGCCAUCCCCCCACGCUAUAAGCCACUACAAGACGACUUUAUCCGUCUUUAUUUUGCUAUGGCACGAGGAGAAAGAGGGGCAAAUCACAAUACCAAGGCGAUGGAGAUGAGUAAGUGGUUUGAUACAAAUUAUCACUAUAUAAUUCCAGAAUUUACCCGUGAUACACUAUUUGAUCCAACGCUUAUGAUACAGAAGCUACGGCACAGCAUUGAAGAGGCAGCGCAGAUUAUCAAAGAAAAAGGGGCGACCACAAAGAUACGACCAGUAUUGCUUGGUCCUAUCUCCUUUUUACUAUUAGGAAAAAGCAGUGAUGGUAGCAAGGUCCUUGAUCUGCUCCCUCGUCUGCUAGAGGCGUAUUGUUCUAUAGCAGAGUUUUGCACCGAAAAGGGUAUUGCAACAGUGCAAUUCGAUGAGCCAUACCUUGUGUAUACUCUAAGUAAAGAAUUGCAAGAAGCGUACAAAACCGCAUACAAAACCGUAAAAGAUGCAUAUAAGGGAAUCGAGAUAUUCUUAGCGAGCUACUUCGACGAUCUUGCAAUAAAUGCAGACCUUGUUACCGAACUUGCAGUUGAUAUUAUCCACAUAGACCUGCAACGCUCUUCCUUUGAAACAGCAGAAUACAUUGCGAAACGCUGUAAAGCUAUAUCACUUGGUGUUAUUGAUGGGAGAAAUAUAUGGAAAGCUCACAUUUCCUCCUUACUUUCUACGCUCAAUGCAUUUCUUUCAGAGCACUCAUUGCAGAGAUGCUACAUAGGCUCCUCAUGCUCCCUGCUUCAUUGCCCAUUUGAUGUGCGAGGCGAGACAGAGCUAGAUGCAGAAAUAGCCGAGUGGCUUUCAUUUUCAUUACAGAAAGUAGAAGAAAUACAACUCCUUACAUCUGCUCUAAGCAAAGGCGCGGAAUCAGUAGCAACAUCCAUUGCUCAGUAUGAUGAAGCUAUGCAGCGGAGAGAACGUAGCACGCAGGUGCAUAGAGCGGAGGUAAAGAAGAGAGUAUCAGAAAUAGAUGAAGCUAUGAUGAAAAGGAAAAGCCCCUAUUCUGAACGAAAAGAAACGCAAAAGCAGCGUUUACAACUCCCUCUCUUUCCUACCACAACUAUUGGGAGUUACCCCCAAACAGCAGAGAUACGAAAGAUUCGUGCUGCUUUUAAGAAGCAGAGUAUUUCGUAUCAAGAGUAUCAAGACAGCAUGCGAGAGGAGAUACGCAAAGUGGUGGAUUUCCAAGAAGAAGUGGGGCUGGAUGUACUAGUGCACGGGGAGCCCGAGCGCAAUGACAUGGUGGAAUAUUUUGGGGAGCGCUUCGAUGGUUUUGUAUCGACCAGCAAUGGUUGGGUACAGAGUUAUGGCAGUCGAUGCGUAAAACCACCUAUCAUUUAUGGUGACCUACAGCGUAAAACUUCAAUAACAAAGGAAUGGAUAUCCUUUGCUCAAUCGCUAACAAAAAAACCAAUGAAAGGUAUGUUAACGGGCCCAGUAACCAUUCUACAAUGGUCGUUUGUAAGAAAUGAUAUUCCAAGGUCCGAAACCGCAUUUCAAAUUGCCCUGCUUGUACGCGAUGAAAUAGAAGAUUUAGAGAAGGAAGGAAUAGGAAUUAUACAGGUAGACGAACCAGCUCUACGUGAAGGCCUUCCCCUCCAAUCUGAAAAGCACUCAGAGUACUUAGACUGGGCGGUAAAAAGUUUUAGGGUAGCGAGUUCUGGUGUGGAAGAUACAACCCAAAUCCAUACUCAUAUGUGCUAUUCCGAAUUCAAUGAAAUUAUGCGCACUAUUAUAGACUUAGAUGCCGAUGUUAUUUCAAUAGAAGCAUCGCGAAGUGAUAUGGAAUUACUAGAGGCGUUUAAGGAGCAUAGCUACCCAAACGAGAUAGGACCUGGAAUAUACGAUAUACACUCACCGCGCAUACCAUCAACAGAAGAAAUGAUAGAAUUGUUACAACUAGCAAGGAAGUACAUUAACGAUGAGCAACUCUGGGUAAACCCAGAUUGUGGGCUAAAAACUCGGCAAUGGGAAGAAGUAUCUUUGGCGUUAAGAAACAUGGUAAGUGCUGCUCAUUUCCUUAGAACAAGAAAAUAG
Molecule: messenger RNA, 2295 nt
Organism: Ylistrum balloti
Lineage: Eukaryota; Metazoa; Mollusca; Bivalvia; Pectinida; Pectinidae
Product: 5-methyltetrahydropteroyltriglutamate--homocysteine methyltransferase-like
Exons: 1
Coding region: 1-2295 (764 amino acids)
Molecular function (GO): 5-methyltetrahydropteroyltriglutamate-homocysteine S-methyltransferase activity; zinc ion binding
Source: RefSeq, a predicted model, not a curated record